AUGAAAGGUCUAAAAUUUAAUAAAAUUAUAUUAGGCUCCAUUAAAUAGAAUCGUCAGAUGUUGUAAUUUGAAAGGAAAUUCGUCAUGUUCUCAAUUAUAUUUUAUGUUAUAUUUUUCUUUUUAUAUAGAAACUCUACCCCACUGAUCUGAAACUAUAGAGAAGAUAGAUGUUGAUAAAAUAAAUUAGGUUUGGGUCUUAUUUAAAUUCAAUUUGA
Messenger RNA from Paramecium sonneborni, 215 nucleotides. Lineage: Eukaryota; Ciliophora; Oligohymenophorea; Peniculida; Parameciidae. The record is from the annotation of a GenBank genome assembly.